Perkinsus marinus ATCC 50983 is the source of this 865-nucleotide messenger RNA. RefSeq lists its product as hypothetical. The record is from RefSeq and is a predicted model, not a curated record. The annotation marks the transcript as partial. The transcript is spliced from 5 exons. Lineage: Eukaryota; Perkinsozoa; Perkinsida; Perkinsidae.
GUUCAUGCCGUCACACGCUGGUUUGUGUUUCACCCGUUGCAGUCCUAGACUGCUCAACCUCGCGUCAAGGGGAGUCGGAGUUAGCAGUAAGAAGUGCAUCGUUCCACUUCGUAAAAGUGCUGCAAGAAAGCCUUGCAAAAAAGUUGUGAAACGCAGAAUUGACGGGCUGAAGGUGGCGGCUCCUCACAAGGCGAGGAAGAUGCAUGAAGGGUCUCCAUGUGUUGAAGCUGAGGAAAGCCGUGGGUUGGCUCCAGCAGAGAGUCCUGUUAUGCGGAGAAGUAACCGUUCUACUGUCUGGGAGGUUCUUGAAGGGCGCAUUGUUGAGAUCUGCCCAACCAUGGGUGUGAUGAGGCUCGCGAGUUGUGGAGUGCCAAUCCGGCGUAGUCGUAGACUCGCUGGCACUGCGAUGACGAAGCGCGGAAAUGCAGCCACUCGGCAGCUCUACUUGGUCCAUGAAGUCGUUGCGGAUUAUAGGAAAUGCCUCGGUUACUCAUUGUUCAUGAAGGACUUCCCCUCGUGCGAACUGAAGAUGCUGUUCGAGCGCAGUUUUUUCCAUGGGAGCAGUAUGCAUUGCGCUACUUUAUGUGUAUUUGAGGAAGAGGCGAGCAAGUCCCGACCAGUCGUGCUCGGUUCCUGUCUCUACCGUUACGACUCGGUGGCUCGAGAUGCCAUGAUUUUGCUCUUCGCCACCGCUGAUGAAUUGAGGUUUAAACGAAGUCGUUCCACGUUCUCCUCCAGAGGGCAGGGCUUCGGUCGGCUCCUGGAUCGCAUGCUGUGUGUAUGGUUGAGAGAACAUCGGGAGUGUCGAUCAGUCUACGUCGAGAUGCAAGAUGAGACUGUGGCAAAGUUUUGGGCUAAGCUUGGG